Oryctolagus cuniculus (rabbit) is the source of this 2315-nucleotide messenger RNA. It is a transcript of the gene GGT1, whose product is annotated as gamma-glutamyltransferase 1. Gene Ontology annotation, molecular function: glutathione gamma-glutamate hydrolase. Gene Ontology annotation, cellular component: plasma membrane. Lineage: Eukaryota; Metazoa; Chordata; Mammalia; Lagomorpha; Leporidae. The record is from RefSeq and is a predicted model, not a curated record. Gene Ontology annotation, biological process: regulation of immune system process; regulation of inflammatory response; peptide modification.
UCCCAGGCUCCGGGUCCCUCCCACCUCCGGCCCAGGGCCCUCCCAGGGCGGGUGUGACCUUUAGUCACCUGCAGAAAGCCAAGUCACUGUGCCUCCUGCUGUGACUCCGCCUGGCUGGACCUCUGAGCGAGGACCGCCUGUUCCACUCUGUCCAGACGCAUCCAGCUGCCCCUUGGGGAUGCUGGGCGCACCCCGGCUGGCCUCUUGCCUGCUCUGGGACUAGCCCUGGCCAGCGAGACCACUGAGGUUGCGAUAUCGGCCCUGCAGCUGCAGCAGGACAAGGAGGCCUGGUCGGGGAGUCUUGGAGAAGAUUCUGUGACCGCAGGCUCCUGCAGGGUGUGAGCGGCAGCCAUUCCAGCCAAGCCCUCUAGUCUCCAGGAGCCGCUUGGGGGGCUCCUGUCUGUUAACUGGCCGGUGGGGUCGGCAAGCGCCCCCUGGCUGGCAGAGUCAUGAAGAAGCCGUUCGUGGUGCUGGGCCUGCUGGCCGUGAUCCUCGUGUUGGUCAUCAUCAGCCUCGCCAUCUGGCUGCCCUCCACCUCCAGGCAGCCAGAGCAUGUCUACGCCAGGGCGGCCGUGGCCGCCGACGCCCCACGUUGCUCCGAGAUUGGGAGGGAUGCACUGCGGGACGGCGGCUCGGCAGUGGACGCGGCCAUCGCGGCCCUGCUGUGCAUGGGGCUCAUGAACCCCCACAGCAUGGGCAUCGGGGGCGGCCUGUUCUUCACCAUCUACAACAGCACCACGGGGAAGGCUGAGAUCAUCAACGCCCGUGAGGUGGCCCCGGCGCUGGCCUCUGCCAGCAUGUUCAACAACUCCAAGCAGUCCCAGGAGGGCGGGCUGUCGGUAGCAGUGCCCGGCGAGAUCCGCGGCUACGAGCUGGCGCACCAGCGGCACGGCCGGCUGCCCUGGGCUCGGCUCUUCCAGCCCAGCAUCCAGCUGGCUCGCUACGGCUUCCCGGUGGGCAAGGGGCUGGCGGCAGCGCUGAUCCGAAGCCAGGCCGUGGUCGAGGCGACACCUGCACUGUGCGAGGUGUUCUGCCGCAAUGGGAAGGUGCUCCAGCAAGGGGAGACCGUGAUCAUGGCGCGGCUGGCCGACACCUAUGAGACGCUGGCCCGCGAGGGCGCCCAGGCCUUCUACAACGGCAGCCUCACAGCCCAGAUCGUUAAAGACAUCCAGGAAGCUGGAGGCAUCCUCACAGCCGAGGACUUGAACAACUACCAGGCCGAGCUCAUUGAGAACCCGCUCAGCAUCCGCCUUGGCGACUCCGUGCUGUACAUGCCCAGCGCCCCGCUCAGCGGGCCCGUGCUGGCCCUCAUCCUCAACAUCCUCAAAGGGUACAACUUCUCCCCGGCGAGCGUGGGGACGCCCAAGCAGAAGGCACUGACGUACCACCGCAUCGUGGAGGCCUUCCGGUUCGCCUACGCCAAAAGGACCCUCCUCGGGGACCCCAAGUUUGUGGACGUGACCAAGGUGAUCUCCAACAUGAGCUCCGAGUUCUACGCCGCUCAGCUACGGGCCCAAAUCACCAACACCACUCACCAGACCGCCUACUACGAGCCGGAGUACUACACGCCCGAUGGCGGCGGCACCGCCCACCUGUCCGUGGUCGAUGAGGAAGGCAGUGCCGUGUCUGCCACCAGCACCAUUAACCUCUACUUCGGCUCCAAGAUCCUCUCGCGAGUCAGCGGGAUCCUCUUCAAUGACGAGAUGGACGACUUCAGCUCCCCCAACAUCACCAACCAGUUUGGGGUGUCACCCUCGCCGGCCAAUUUCAUCCGGCCAGGGAAGCAGCCGCUCUCGUCCAUGUGCCCCACGGUCGUUGUGGGCCCUGACGGUCAGGUGCAGAUGGUGGUGGGCGCCGCGGGGGGCACGCAGAUCACCACGGCCACCGCGCUGGCCAUCAUCCACAACCUGUGGUUUGGCUAUGACGUGAAGCGGGCCGUGGAGGAGCCCCGGCUACAUAAUCAGCUCCUACCCAACACCACGACGCUGGAGAAGGACUUUGAUCAGGCGGUGAUCACAGACCUGAAUGGCCGGGGCCACGAGACCCAGAUCACGUCCGGGUUCAUCGCUGUGGUGCAGGCCAUCGUGCGCACGGCCAGCGGCUGGGCAGCUGCUUCCGACUCCAGGAAAGGUGGAGAACCAGCCGGCUACUGAGUGCCCAGGGAGACCGGUGGCCCAGGGACCAGAUCCAUGCCAGGCCCAGGAGUGGGACUUUGGGGACAGUGCCUCUCCUGUGAGCAGCAGAACAAUGCAAUAAAUUGGGGGUGCUGUGCCAGGCUCUGGGUAGCCUCGCUGGCCCGACCCCCACUCUCUGGG